Messenger RNA from Eutrema salsugineum, 1145 nucleotides. RefSeq names its product probable sugar phosphate/phosphate translocator At5g25400. The transcript has a single exon. The record is from RefSeq and is a predicted model, not a curated record. NCBI's taxonomy places the organism in Eukaryota, Viridiplantae, Streptophyta, Magnoliopsida, Brassicales, Brassicaceae. The coding region runs from base 1 to 1053 and encodes 350 amino acids. Gene Ontology annotation, cellular component: endosome; trans-Golgi network; Golgi apparatus. Gene Ontology annotation, molecular function: antiporter activity.
AUGGGGAAAGGAAAAUCACUGAGCGAAGGAGUGAUAAAGAACAUCGUCCUCUCCUACACAUACGUAGCGAUAUGGAUCUUCCUAAGCUUCACCGUGAUCGUCUACAACAAAUACAUCCUCGACAAGAAGAUGUACGCUUGGCCUUUCCCGGUCUCUCUCACCAUGAUCCACAUGUCCUUUUGCUCAGCGUUAGCUUUCCUCCUCAUCAAGGUCUUCAAAUUCGUCGAGCCAGUCUCCAUGUCACGCGACACUUACCUCAGAUCCGUCGUCCCCAUUGGAGCCUUGUACUCACUCUCUCUCUGGCUCUCUAACUCCGCUUACAUUUACCUCUCCGUCUCCUUUAUCCAGAUGCUCAAGGCCUUGAUGCCAGUCGCUGUUUACUCCAUCGGCGUUUUGUUCAAGAAGGAAGGUUUCAAAUCGGAGACGAUGGUUAACAUGUUAUCCAUCUCUUUCGGCGUUGCGAUCGCUGCUUAUGGAGAAGCUAGGUUCGACGUUUGGGGUGUGGUUCUUCAGCUAGGUGCGGUUGCGUUUGAGGCGACGCGGUUGGUAAUGAUUCAGAUCUUGCUUACUUCUAAAGGAAUUACUUUGAAUCCGAUCACUUCUUUGUAUUACGUUGCUCCUUGCUGCUUGGCUUUCUUGUUUGUUCCAUGGAUUGUUGUGGAGUUUCCGGUUCUGAGAGAUACGUCCACCUUCCAUUUCGAUUUCUUGAUUUUUGGGACGAACUCGUUCUGUGCGUUUGCUCUGAAUCUUGCUGUGUUUCUUUUGGUUGGGAAGACCUCUGCUCUGACCAUGAAUGUUGCUGGUGUGGUUAAGGACUGGCUCUUGAUCGCUUUUUCUUGGUCGGUUAUUAAGGACACUGUGACUCCGGUUAAUCUUUUCGGUUAUGGGAUCGCGUUUUUGGGCGUUGCGUAUUACAAUCACGCGAAACUGCAAGCGUUGAAGGCCAAAGAGGCACAGAAGACUGCUCAGCAGAUUGAUGAAGAGAGUGGUCGGCUUUUGGAAGAUAGGGAAGGAAAUGAAGGUGGUGGGAGGAAGAACGAGCCAGAGGAUUAAUAAAAGUUGAAGAAUUUUUGAUUGGUAAAUUAAACUUUAUGAUUUUUGAUUUAAGUUAACAUUUGUUUGGAAUAAGAGCUUCAAGGAUUAUU